AUGUCAGGUAUUUGUGCAAAGUGUAAUAACGCAACUUCAGAUGAUGACUCAGUUAAAUGUGUUGAAUGUGCAAGUGUGUUUCACGCGAAAUGUACUAGUUUGGACCUUUCAAAAAAACUGACUAGGCGAACAAAUUUCCGCUGUGAAAAGUGUAAAGGAGCUACAUCCGUAAAUAGUAGUGACUCUGAAGACGGGUUUAAGUCUAGUAUUCUCCGAGCUAUAACAGACCUCAGAAGCGAUUUUAAUACAACUCUUAAUUUAAAACUCGGCGAUUUUGAAACAAAAAUAAAUGAAAGUUUGAACUCUAAACUGUCUGAAAUAGAAAAAACAAUACCAAAUAUAGGUGGAUCGUUCGAGUCAUCCAUCGAUUCUCUCAAAGCCGAAAAUGAGUUGCGGCGGGACGAGUGUGCUCAGCUACGAACUAAGUGUAAUUCACUAACGCAGGAAGUCUCCACCAUGAAGGAACAGAUUCAGGACAUGCAACAGUACAGUCGGUUGCAGAAUCUGGAAAUAUCCGGCGUUCCAGUGUCACCAAAUGAAAAUGUGUUCGCAGUUUUGCAAGCUAUUGCAGCAGCAAUUAAUACUCCAUGGCGACGCGACGACGUAUCUGCAGCGCACCGCUUGGGAUCUCCACGAGGUCGUCAGGCCCGUCCACCAAACAUAGUCGUACGCUUUGUGAGUCGAUCAGUUCGCGCCGAAUGGCUUCAGGCCGCCAAGUCAAACAGGAACCUUGAUGCAGUUCACAUCAGUUCGGCGUACAGUCCGUCAUCUGUCUAUAUUAAUGAACACCUAACCAGCUAUACGAAGGCUCUGCUCAACCAAGCCAAGACCAUGGUCAAGGAUCGUCAGCUGGCGUUUGCCUGGAUCAAAGAGGGUCGAGUACUCGUGAAGAAUACAGCGGACGAACGGGCCAGGAGGGUGAGGAGCUUCGAGGACCUGGGUGUUGUGGAUCGUGGUCGCCGCGGGGGAGGUGACAGUGAGAGCUCCUACGCUGCUACUGGAAAGUAG
Messenger RNA from Homalodisca vitripennis (glassy-winged sharpshooter), 1008 nucleotides. RefSeq lists its product as uncharacterized. Lineage: Eukaryota; Metazoa; Arthropoda; Insecta; Hemiptera; Cicadellidae. The record is from RefSeq and is a predicted model, not a curated record. The transcript has a single exon. The coding region runs from base 1 to 1008 and encodes 335 amino acids.